GCCAUUGCUGGGGCUCCGCCGCGGGGAAGAGGACGGUGAGGAGGCGCCGAGCAGCGCAGCGGGGCGGAGGAGGCUCCCGCGCCGACGGGGGCCCAUGGCCAGGACCACCAGCCACUUGUAUGACGCCGUCCCCAUCCAGUCCAGCGUGGUGUUAUGUUCCUGCCCAUCCCCAUCCAUGGUGAGAACCCAGACUGAGUCCAGCACAGCCCCUGGCAUCCCCAGCGGUGGCAGCAGGCAGAGCCCCACCAUGGAGGGCACCACAGCCGAGGCCCGGCCCGGUGCCAACUCCCUGCAGCAUGCUGCCCAGCCACCGCCACAGCCUCGGAAGAAACGGCCUGAAGACUUCAAAUUUGGGAAGAUUCUGGGUGAAGGCUCUUUCUCAACCGUUGUCCUGGCUCGAGAACUGGCAACCUCCAGAGAAUAUGCUAUUAAAAUCCUGGAGAAGCGGCAUAUCAUCAAAGAGAACAAGGUUCCGUAUGUGACCAGAGAGCGGGAUGUGAUGUCGCGCCUGGAUCACCCCUUCUUCGUUAAGCUUUACUUCACUUUCCAGGACGACGAAAAGCUCUAUUUUGGUCUUAGUUAUGCCAAAAAUGGAGAACUACUUAAAUACAUUCGCAAAAUCGGUUCCUUUGAUGAGACCUGUACGCGAUUUUACACUGCCGAGAUUGUGUGUGCGUUAGAGUACCUGCAUGGCAAGGGCGUCAUCCACAGGGACCUUAAACCAGAGAACAUCCUGUUGAAUGAAGACAUGCACAUCCAGAUCACAGACUUCGGAACAGCAAAGGUGUUGUCUCCAGCGAGCAAGCAAGCCAGGGCCAACUCGUUUGUAGGAACGGCGCAGUAUGUCUCUCCAGAGCUGCUCACGGAGAAGUCGGCCUGUAAAAGUUCAGACCUUUGGGCUCUGGGAUGCAUAAUAUACCAGCUCGUAGCAGGACUACCACCGUUCCGAGCCGGAAAUGAAUAUCUUAUAUUUCAGAAGAUCAUUAAAUUGGAAUAUGACUUUCCAGAAAAAUUCUUCCCUAAGGCAAGAGACCUUGUGGAAAAACUUUUGGUUUUAGAUGCCACAAAGCGGUUAGGCUGUGAAGAGAUGGAAGGGUAUGGCCCUCUCAAAGCUCAUCCAUUCUUUGAGUCCAUCACGUGGGAGAAUCUGCACCAGCAGACACCUCCGAAGCUCACGGCCUACCUACCGGCCAUGUCCGAGGAUGACGAGGACUGCUAUGGCAAUUACGAUAACCUCCUGAGCCAGUUUGGCUGCAUGCAGGUGUCGUCGUCGUCCUCCUCACACUCCCUCUCUGCAGCAGACGCCGGGCCGCCCCAGCGGUCGGGCAGCAACAUAGAGCAGUACAUCCAUGACUUGGACACUAAUUCUUUUGAACUGGACUUGCAGUUUUCCGAAGAUGAGAAGAAAUUGUUACUGGAGAAGCAGGCUGGUGGAAACCCCUGGCAUCAAUUUGUAGAAAAUAACUUAAUACUAAAAAUGGGUCCAGUGGAUAAGCGAAAGGGUUUGUUUGCGCGACGGAGACAGUUGCUGCUCACAGAAGGGCCACAUUUAUAUUACGUGGAUCCUGUCAACAAAGUCCUGAAAGGUGAAAUCCCAUGGUCGCAGGAGCUCCGGCCAGAGGCCAAGAAUUUUAAAACCUUCUUUGUGCACACGCCUAACAGGACGUAUUACCUGAUGGACCCGAGCGGCAACGCACAUAAGUGGUGCAGGAAGAUCCAGGAGGUCUGGAGGCAGCGGUACCAGAGCCACCCGGACGCCGCUGUGCAGUGACAGGGCCUGCGGCCGGGCUGCCCUUCGCUGCCAGGACACGUGCCCCAGCGCGGCUCGGCCGCCUCCUGGGACGCUUCCAGACCACCUGCCAGCCAUCUCAAGGGAACGCAGACGGCGGGAACUUGCAGCUUUUUUAUUUAAAAGAAAAGAAGAAAAAAAAAAUCCAACCACACAAAGAACAAAAUCAACAACUAAAAAGGAAUUCAGGGUCGCUUUGCUUGCUCUGUGUGCAUUAUGGAGGCUCCCACGUGCCCUCAUGGCCGUGGGGACCCAGCUCCGUGCACGGCAGCCAUGUUCCUGGCCGGAUUAGUGAACAGACGCAACGCCUCCACUUCUCUUAGCGGCAGUCAGAAUGCACACCGCACCCCCUCUUCCCAUGCCAACCCCGGGCUGCUGCUGCUGUGGCUGAGGGCACAGAUGUGUCAUUGGUUCUUUCUGCCCCCUCCCAGAUGAUCACAGAACCCCUCCCCUGGCAGCUGCCCCAUGCCUCUGCUAGGUGGUCCCCAGCCCUCUGUGGGCUGCAGGGGUCUUUGCUUUUGUGCGUGUGCUCAGUGUCUUGCAUCCCUCGCAUCUGGCCCUAGAGGUGUUGUUGGGCUUCUCUCAUGCCCCUGGCGUAGCUCUGAUGGUCCCUGCCGUCUGUUGGGCAGGCAUGUUCUUGAGGUGGGUGGUCCUGAGAGUGCCCAUUUUCCUCAUCCUGUGGCAUGGUGUCGGACGCUAGGGCUAGAGAGGGUGCUGUCCCUUGUGGGCCUGACUAGUGUCCAGCGGGGUCACUGCACACGAGGCGCAAGCCUGUCCCUUGUGCAGGGGAGGCCAGCAGGUUCUGCUGAGGGUUCAGCCAGAGGAGAUGACCCAGUGCCUGGUAUGGAGGGUGAGGCCUGGGCCCUUCCUGGGCGUCUCGGGGAAGGCUUAAUGAGCAGGCCUCCUGCACUGGCCACAGGAGGCCAAGAGAGAACCCUAGUGUUGGCCUGGGGUGCUUCACAGUCCCCUGCAGACGGCACUGGGGUGCCAGGCACCCAGCAUCAUGCGCACCCUGUUACUGUUGUGGUUAAAUAGUUCUCAGCUCACGCAGUUUUUACAUCUCCACGUUGAAAAUGCAGACACCUGCUUGUGCUGCCAGGCCAUGGAGUCCCAUCAGGGGGAAACUUGCCCGGAACAUUGUUCCUCACCAUCGCACAGGAGGCAAGAACAGUGCGCUUCACCCAGGUGCGCCCAGCCUGGCGUCCCCUGCCGGCUUUAGGGCCAUCCCCGUGGGGCCUUUGGCGAGGGGACUGCUCUGACACUGAUGCCUUGGGCGCAUUGGCCCUGCGCUUCCUGCAGGGAGAGCUGCUAAGGACCUGGCAUGGCUUGGCUGUCCCUCUCCUUCCUUGGGUUGUCCUAGAGGGCAGCCCUGAGCUGCUGAGGAGAGCAGCAGGGGCCGCGGCCUCCCAGGCCUCUCCUGGGGCCCCCGGGAGCGCCCGGCCUCGUCGUUUCCCACGUCCACAGAGGCAGCCGCAGGGCUCUUCACGGAAGGUUCUCCCCCGACUCCCACCUCUUGUCUGUCGGGCCCGAGUUGAGAGAAAGUUUGUUCUCAAGCUGUUUACCAAGGGUGGCUUAUUGAAAACUGGGGGCUUGGGUGGGAGCCGUUUCUGCCUGGGUCUUGUCCACACUGUGUGUGAGCUGUGCACCAGCUGGAUUGUGUGGAGGCCUCACCUGCCCUUGGUGUGCCCCGGGAGCAGGCCACCUAGGGCCCAGCACAGGGCCCAGGGCCUGUGGCUGGAGGCCCAGCUUCUCCCCUGGCUCUUGGAAAGGCUUUCCUGUGCUAGGUGAGUCUCCUUAGGAAUCUGUUCCAGCGCACUUCCUGUCGUUUUCCCAGAAUGCCCUGUGUCUGUGUGCAGGUGGCGGUGUUCCCACAGGUGCAGGAAGCUGCCGCCCCCGGGCCUCUGCUCGCAGAGAAGCAGGCAGUGCCGAGAAGGCCACGGCUUUCACGAGAGCACUUGGCCAGCUCCUCGGGGGAAAUCUGGUUGCGUUCUUCCCUCUGGAUAGCGCCCCUACCUCCUGAGCUUCACCUUGGAAACCGCAGACGUAGAGUUCAGAGGCGAGCUGACAGCUGUAGCGACCAGCCCUGCCUGUGCUGACGGCGGCCGAGCCCUUCUCGGGCCACUCUUCCUCAGAACCCCCCUCUUCCCAGCCUCUGUGUGAAUUUGUAAGGUCCAUGCAUAUGUUCUUUCCCAGCGCUUCUCACUUUUACCCAGCCACCCGUAAGGCCUUGGCCGGCACACAGGUGCCUUACACUAUGAGUAGUGUGGACAUACGAGUGUGGAUCAGUCCAAGAUGAGAAAGCAGUGCCCUGGAGUCUGAUGGUCAGGAGCCGGCAAGGACACGUGUCCAGGCGAGAGCACACCCUCCCGGCCCCUCCUCAGAGGAAACUGGUCGUGGCGGCUGUUACAGCCCACUGUGCCUUGCCUUUCCCCAGGGACACAGAGGAAGCCGGGGUGGGAGUUGCUUCCUCCUCUCUUUCUGUGGCCCGGCCAUGGCGGUGACCCCCGUGUGGAGCACGGAGCUGCUCGGCCCCUGGAAGGGUCUGCGUGCUGCUGGAGUUUGUCCCCCACUUGUCAAAUGUGUGCUCUGAGAAGGAUGGCUCGUGUUGCCAUGCCAAAGCUGAUGGGGCCUUCACCUCUGCCUGCCCCUUUGGGCCGCUUCUGUGGUAUGUGUGGCCUGUGCCUGAAGGAAUUGUGGAAAUAGCCCCAGCCAGCACACGGGCUAAUUCUGUACUUUCUUAAAAGUGACAUCUGUUUUUGUUUUUUAAUCCACUGUAGGCUGCGCACCCAGGGAAGACCCCUGUGGACGCUGGGUCUGCAGCCUGCCCCUCCCUGCCCCACACGUGUUUGUCUGCUGAACUGAACCGGGAACACACAACACGUACCCUUUGCGUCAGGCUUCUCUCACAAGCUUGUCUCCAGCGUCUUCCCGCGUCAGGACCCGUUCUUGGAAGACGGCUUCUGAUUCCCGUGGAGCUGACGGCUGUGCAUUUACUGUGGCCGACCUGCCCGCUCCCCUGUGAGACACUCAGAUGGUCCCUUGUUGAAAUAACGCUGUGAUGAAUGUGCUUAGAGACCUUGGGUUUUCACUCCUGUUUUCCCGCCCCUCGGUGCCUACAAGUGGUAUUUUUGGGUCAAAGAGUUUGUUCAUUUCAAAGAUGCUGCUCUCUCCUUGGACGCUUAGAUGCCCAGAGUUCAGGAACAGAACCCCUUAGUUGUAUCCGACAGAUUCUGAACAGACGCUUUCUGAUCAGCUGUGUGUUCCAAAGAAUGUCUCAGCAAGACCGUGUUUCGUCAGUGCUGAGGUGACGGCGCCCCUGCAGACGCACCUGGGGCGGGUUUUCCUGGAGCCGGCUCCCUUCUCAGUGCAGAAUCCUGCUAGGCUUGCAUGUUGGUUCUCUUCCUCCCUUGCUGCUAUGGCUUUGCAGGGCUUGGCGGUGUCUCCCAAUCCUGUACUUUGUGUCCACAACGGUACUGAAUUUGCAUCUGCACAGUCAGCAGAGAUAGAAAGUGUUGAACUGACCUCGCCGUGUGCUCGGUGGGUGGCUGGUAAGGAAGUUUAUAGCCUCAGGAAGUACACUGGGCCGUUUGGAAUCCGGAGCAGAGCCAAGGCCCCACUGGAAACCGUGUGGCUGAUGGAGUUUCACAAACUCCCCCCAGAAGGUCCCUGGUGGAGGACAGCACGCUCAGGCUUUCUCCAGCAGGUGCGGCUUCCGGGCCACCUCCCCACCCCCUGCCCACGGUGUUGCAGGCUGCCUCGUCGUCUUCAAGUCAAAACCACCCCAGUUUGGUUGCACCGUUUAUUUCUCCGCAUUAGCUGAGGCCCGUUGAUUGCGUGAGAUUCUUGAAGGCACCAUGCUCAGUGCUGGUCGACUCCCUCGGCGCCUGGCCCACAGACCUCAGAGCCCGCAGCUGCUCGGAGAGCUGUGUGCAGACGCUGUGUCCUUGGAGAAGUCACCACACUUUGCAUUGUGUCCUUUCAAACCUAACUGACGUUGACUGCACACAAGCGCCCAGCGCCCAGCGUCAGGGCAGGCGUCACUCCCCAGCCUCUGGGGAGGGGCCGGAUUCCAGCCGGGAGCAGAGGUGCACGGUGGGGAGCAGGAUGGCCCGCAGGGAUGCCUGCACUCACGGCAAACCGUCCGCCCAGGCUGUCCCAGCUUCUGGCUUGUGAAACCUGCUGGUGAAAGCUUCAAUGACGUUGGCAACAACUUAGCAACGUGGCGGGAUGACCAGUGGCGUGCGAGCGGUCCCUCCGGUCAGUGGCAGGCGGUCAGAACACGUGUAAUAUUCUCUCCCUGGUCUGUAGCUGUAACUGUGAUGUACAGGCAAAGCAAAAAUUUUUAAAAAGUAUGAAAACAAAUAAUGCAAUGAUAUUAGGAUUUACACUUUUGUAUUUUUAUUCUUAUAUAAGGUUAUUUGCCGGCUAUUGUUGGCCUCUAGUUCAGUCUGUUAUUUAAAUUCUAAUAUAUGAAUUAUUUGGAUUGAAUUCAUGUUCGGGGCCACGUUGUUGUAUGUAUUGAUGUACAGCCUUGAAUGUGAAUAAUUAUUGUAAACUAUAUUUUACAACCUUUUUUUUCCUGGCUUUAUUAUAUAAAUUUUCUAUUUGGUCAAUGAUUUAAUCAUCAUAAUUUAAUGAGUCUGUUUAUUCUCUUCCUUUCAAAUAUUUGUGCUGUAGAUGUAGUUACUGGAUGAUGAAUUUUCCUCGUACGCUCGGUGGUCUUGUAAUAAAAAGCAUGUAGCGUGUA
Lepus europaeus (European hare) is the source of this 6536-nucleotide messenger RNA. RefSeq names its product 3-phosphoinositide dependent protein kinase 1 (gene PDPK1). The record is from RefSeq and is a predicted model, not a curated record. Gene Ontology annotation, molecular function: protein serine/threonine kinase activity; ATP binding. NCBI's taxonomy places the organism in Eukaryota, Metazoa, Chordata, Mammalia, Lagomorpha, Leporidae. The transcript has 14 exons. The coding region runs from base 95 to 1771 and encodes 558 amino acids. Gene Ontology annotation, biological process: intracellular signal transduction; peptidyl-serine phosphorylation.